GGGGUUAGCUAUCGUUGACGCCAAUUAGCCUACAUUAUGUUUUAUAUUCCCAACUCGAAUGAAAUCACAUCAAUGUGUCCGACUAUAAGCCAGUUGUGACAUGCUAACGAAUCAGUUAUAGCAACACGAUGCUAGAUAAAUCCACGAAUUUAGAUUUCCAUUUAGAAAUGCUUAGGUUGACUUACCCGAUGCUAAGCUAGCGAUUUAUUGAAUGGCUAACAUGAACCGUCUUUCAAUUUAAUGUUGGUUUAUUAAUAUUCAAGCUGGGUAACUUUGGUUAAAUGUGUCCGGCGACGAUGACGUGAACGUAAGAAUGUCGUUCAUUCAACACAUUUUCAUUGAGGCUGGUUUAAUUACGCCCUCUACUUUAUACUGCCAGCUUGCCUGACCUUAAUUAACGUGGUGAUUUCCUGUAUCUAACGCUAGUUGACGUGGGCUAAUCAUUUCGGCCAUGUUGACGUUAGUUAUAACGCCAGCUUUUAAGUGCUAACGUUUAGCUAAAAUUAGCUAUCGUCGAUGUAGUUCGGCAGACUGUCGGUAGCUCGUGACACCGAUAACGUGGCCUUGCCAAGAAGUUCGUGUGAACCUCCGGUCCUAGUCACGAAAUGGAAAGACGGCUAGAAGACAAGCUGAGGAUCAGCCAGAAAGAAAAGGAGUCCAAUAAUAUUUCCCUACAAUCUACAUUGAAGACCACCAUGGUGAUACAAGACGACUCCCUACCAGCAGCCCCCCCACCUCAGAUCCGCAUUUUAAAGCGGCCUUCGAGCAACGGGUCGUUGGGAUCACCCUUGAACCGGAACAGGCCCACGCCACAGGUCAAGUCUUUGGCUCAGCGUGAGGCCGAGUAUGCCGAAGCCAGAAAAAGAAUACUAGGCAGCGCCGGCCCAGAUGAGACGCCUCAGGACAAACCCAACACUGACCGGACCGGGCGCAAUAAUUCUACCAUGCCCUCAGAGGACCCCCGAUCAAACGGUCACACUGUCCGGCAGCCAGCCGCCCCGGACGGCACCCAAGGGUUCCGACAGCACAGAUAAGGGGGACCUGGGGCGGCCCAGCCACCGUGGGGAAAGACAACAAGGGCCACCCGAGAGAAACGACCGCACCGUAUUUGUAAAAACCAAGCCUCCCUCCUUCAGUUCUGCGACAUCGACUGGGUUUCGAGUACAGCCUCCCCACUUCCCAGCUCUUCCCACCAGUUGCGUGGAGCAAAGAACUCAAGGAGGAAGUCGAUCGGAUACAUGCUUUCUUCUCUCCUCACUCCGGUCUGUUUGACACUGAUAAUGAACAUCUUCCUGACUCACUGUGAUGAUCCCUUUAAGAGACGCCCCUCACCUCCACCGGCCUCCACCUCCCAGUGCCUAGCGGCUCCAUCCCAGGGCGACCGCAAGGCAGAAGCAAAGACUUAUACAAAAGGCGGCAGAGCGAGGAGGUGAGGGGCCAUGGCAAAAUGAGAUGAGCUGGUUAUCGGGCAGCAGCCUCUCUCCAGUAGUAACACCCCUCGCACCUUUUUUACACACGCUUUUAAUUUUCAGAUGCGGGCUCACAAGAUGGUUUUUGUAUUUGUUUUUGCUUGUCUUUAGUUUUCUAUACUAAGGAUUCUCUGAUAUCCACAGAUAAACAUGCUUUACAUUAUAUGUACACCGCCAAGAACCUGUUCGUUUAAGCGGUAUUCAUUUGAGAUUUUAGACAAACGGCAUCUGCAGUGUUAAUGAAAUAGGAAUCAUUAUUUUUCUAUGUUUGGUGGUCAACUAGUCUUAAGACUUUGUUUUGGUUGGACAUCCUGGGCUUCAGCUUGUGGGUCACAUCUUUCUUUGUAAACUUCCCACCAAAGCUGAGUUUCUUAACCGGUACCUGCCUGGUAUCUGAGAACCUAUUAUGUAAAUUACCAUUUUUUUUGUUUUUUUAAAACUGAGGCUAAAGGGUCCUUGUGCGUCUAGUUGUAUAUCUGUUUACGGUUUCUGUCUUUGCUUUUUAAAAUGCGCCUUUCAGCUGUAUUUCUUUUGACCCUCACAUCAUUUCUAUUUAAUACUAAAAGCAAAAUGGAUAUUGCGGUUUCAAGUCUAAGUAGCUUUUCUGCCUUUUCUUUGUAUAAUCUAGUAGCAAUGUUGGAGCAGUAUUUUAACCGAAAUGAACCAAAAUCCCAUUUUAAAAUCAACUUGUGUAUAUCAUUUGGAUGUCAUCAUGGAAGGGGUGUUGGUAGAAACAUGAGGGUCAGCUGGGUGGAUGACUGGACCGCUGUGCUUCAGGAGCGCGCUUGUUUCUUCAUGUCUCACUGACGUAGCGUGCGCAGGAGAACUCAGGAGAAAGUGAAUGAGACAAACUAAGAUUGUAUUUUUUCCAGAAGGUUUGAUUGCUCAAAAAGCAAAUGUCCUUAUUUAGCACGACGUUAAACAGUGCUAACACAUGAGUUGUAACUGACACGAUGUCCACGUCCCGAGACGAAUCAGUGCCGUUUGUAUUUUUGGUCUGACUGUUGGCAGCACGGUAUGAAAUGGUUACAUCACCCUGCGUGAUUUGUUGUAUAACUGAUGGUGCUCUGCUGAAAUGGGACAGGGAGACGAAGCUGUGUGUGAACCAGAGAGGCAGUGACCGCCUUUAGGAGCAGGACCGUUGUGCCCAGUGGAUCUCAAUCAAGCCAUUUAUUUAGAGGUGCACAUAAAGACAAGUUUGUACAAACAUUGGAUUCAGAUCGUGCCUCCUGUAUCACAUCUUUGCUUCCGGGUUGUGGAUUUUGUUACUGUUCAACUAAACUGAAUCUGCCAGAAUUCACAACACUCUUAACAGAUUUCAGUAAAAAGAGCAGGUGACGGAUGAAUCCAGCUGAGCUGGGAGGGAAGACAAACUGCCUGUAAAUACAAUUUAAUAAAAGGAUUUUCAAAAAUGAAA
Molecule: messenger RNA, 2886 nt
Organism: Pungitius pungitius (ninespine stickleback)
Lineage: Eukaryota; Metazoa; Chordata; Actinopteri; Perciformes; Gasterosteidae
Gene: szrd1
Product: SUZ RNA binding domain containing 1
Exons: 4
Coding region: 606-1034 (142 amino acids)
Source: RefSeq, a predicted model, not a curated record